Lolium perenne is the source of this 3951-nucleotide messenger RNA. RefSeq names its product translocase of chloroplast 101, chloroplastic. Lineage: Eukaryota; Viridiplantae; Streptophyta; Magnoliopsida; Poales; Poaceae. The record is from RefSeq and is a predicted model, not a curated record. Gene Ontology annotation, biological process: protein targeting to chloroplast. Gene Ontology annotation, cellular component: chloroplast outer membrane. Gene Ontology annotation, molecular function: GTPase activity; GTP binding.
UUCGCCAAAGCCACACGCACCCACCAAAUUUUAUUAUUCUACUUUGGCCAGCACCUCCUAGUACUACUAGCUAGGAGUCGCCGCCAUGGCGCUCCUCAUCCGCGCGCCGCUCACCUCCUUCGACGACGACGACGGCGGCAGCGGAAGCGACGAGUACGGCUCCUCGCUCUCCUCCGGCGCCUCCUCCCCGUCCCGCUCCCCCUCGCCCCCCACCCCGGCGGCGCCGCGCCCGCGGGCCGCCGCCCUCCUCGGCGCGCCGCGCGUGGCCGCGCAGCUCUCCUCCUCGGCCUCGGACGACGGCCGCAGCGACGGCAGCGACCUGUACGACGACGCCGCCGACGGCCUCGGGGAUGAGGUCCUCGAGGAGGUCUCCAACGGCUUCUUCCGCAUCGCCAGGGUGCCCCCGCCGCUGCCGUCCCCCUCCGACGAGGACGGCCCGAUCUCCUCCUCGGGCGACGACCCCCCCGCGUCGGCCUCCGGGGAGAGCGAGUACUUCGGCGCCACGGAGGGCUCCUCGGACGAGGGCUUCUCGGCCGCCACGAGCGCCGCCGGCGACGUCUUCGAUGCCGGCGCGCCGACCGGCAAGGGCGCCGAGGGGUCGCUGGACGGGAGCUUCCUCAGCUCCAUGAGCGCGCUGGACGACGGCGCGUUUGCUGAUUCGCUGAAUCUCUCGGAUGGUUCUUUGAUGAAGGUUGUUGGUGCUGAGGCUGUUGACGAUGUGGUGCCGCCUGAGCCUUCCGUUGGUGGCGACGCCGGGAGCAUUGAUGAUGGCGGUGUGCGCAUUGCAGAUGCUACCGAGGGGAAUGCUGGAGAGCAGCCUGAGCAGGAGGUUGCUGAAUCGGCUCCUGGUGUGAAUUCUACUGAAGAAGAAGAAUAUGCCAGUCUUGAAUUUCUCGAACCCAAUGCUACAGAAGCAGAAGGUACUGGUCCUGAACUUGGCAAUUCUGACUCUGAUGCAAAAGAUAACACGCCCGGGCAUGUAGUUCUCACACAUGCUGAAGACGCCAGUCCUGAACAUGUUGCCACAAGAGAUGCUACUGUUCAGCUUGCAGAGGUUCAUAACAGUGUUGAUAGCCCACAUCCGUAUGCUGACGGUCAGAGUAAGAUAGGUGGGGAAACUCAUGGUCAUUAUGAAGCUUCUGAUGAUCCUGCGUCCGCACCAACCUUUGGGACUGGCAAUGCUAUGGAAUUCCCUGGGAAGGAAACAGAGGACGAUGUGCCUGCUUCCAAGGGCACACGCUUUGGUUUGGAUGAUUCAGACGAGGACCAGUUGAGUGAUGACUACGAAGAGGACGAGUUGAGCGGAAAGGAUGUUGAGCUUUUUGAUUAUGCAGCUUUAGCCGAGCUUCUGAGGGCGGCCAACACAUCACCUGCACAAGGCAAGGCCAAGGUCUUUCCAUUUGAAAAUUCCGAGUCCGUGCAACCUUCUCCUACCGUGGUCAGCGUUCCUAGGACAAGCGUGGCUUCUGCUCCUGCGUCGGAUGUGGUUGCUGACCCGGAGAGUGCGAUGACUGACGAGGAGAGGAAGCUGUACGCAAAGGUGGACAUUGCACGCAUCAAGUAUUUACGUCUCGUGCAUAGAGUAGGGUAUGACACCGAACAUCGGGUGCCUAUACAAGUGCUGUAUCGGCUUAGUCUUGUUGAAGGCUUCAGGCGCAUAAGGAUGGCAGACCAUUCCUUGGAGCUUGAGAAUGCCUGGAACAGGGCUUUGCAGCUUGAGGCGGAGGGAAUAGAUAACUUGGAAUUCUCCUGCAAUGUGUUGGUCCUUGGGAAGACAGGGGUGGGGAAGAGUGCAACCAUAAACUCCAUCUUUGGCGAGGAUAGGUCAGAUACGAAUGCUUUUCUGCCAGCAACAUGUACCGUGAAGGAGAUUGCUGGAGUUGUUGGUGGUGUUAAAUUUCGUGUUAUUGACACUCCAGGACUUGGGACUACAGUUAUGGAUGAAAAAUCAAAUAGGAAAGUGCUCAAGUCUGUUAAAAAGUACAUGAAGAAAUGCCCGCCUGACGUCGUUUUGUAUGUCGAUCGGAUCGAUACGGAACGGCAGGGUGCAAAUGACCUAUCCCUAAUGCGAUGUAUGACCAGUGUGCUAGGCCCAUCAAUAUGGCAGAAAGUCAUUAUCACUCUUACUCACUCAGCAGCAGAUCCUCCUGAAGGACCCAGUGGCUCCCCAAUGAACUAUGAGAUGGCCGUGAACCAUCGGACUCGUGCGCUGCAGCAAAGCAUCCGGCAGACUACUAAUGACGCACGGACGGAGAAUCCAGUGGCUCUUGUGGAGAACCAUCACCUUUGUGAGAGGAACAUGGAGGGUGAAAAGGUGCUUCCUGAUGGCCUUAUUUGGAGGCGUCUGCUCCUGCUCCUAUGUUACUCACUGAAGACGGUUGCUGAGAUUGAUAGUCUUUCAACCCGCCGUGCUGCUUCUGCAAGCCUCUUUGGUGUCCGUCUUCAGACUCCUCCACUUCCUUACUUUUUGUCAUCUUUGUUGCAAUCUAGAGAGCACCCCAGGCAUGCAAGCGAACAGAAGCUUGAAAGCGUGGACUCAAAUGCUGAUAUUGAUGAAAUGGUUGAUGAGGAUCAAGAGGAUGAAGAAUAUGACUAUGAUCAACUUCCUCCCUUUAAGCCAUUAAGUAAAUCACAGGUUGCAAAACUCUCCAAAGAGCAACAGAAAUUGUAUUUUGAUGAGUAUGACUACCGAACCAAGCUUCUUCAGAAGAAACAGUUGAAGGAACAACGCAGAAGAUUAAAAGAAAUGAAGAAGAGCGAGGGCAAUAAUCAUGUUGUACCUGAGAACAAUGAUCAUCCUGAUGAUGAGUAUGACAACGAUAGAUCUCCUAUGCCAGACUGGGCCUUGCCAUCCUCAUUUGAUUCCGAUGAUCCAGUAUACCGUUAUCGGUGUCUUGAGCCUACAGCGAACCUUCUCGUACGUGCUGUUACCAACCCUGAAGGAUGGGAUCAUGAUUGUGGGUUUGACGGUGUCAGCCUCCAGUACAGCCAUGAUAUUGCCAAUUCAUUUCCAGGUUUGCUGUGGGUCCAAGUCAACAAGGACAAGAGAGAAUUUAGCAUUAAUUUGGAGUCCUCAAUAUCAGCUAAGCAUAGCGAGUAUGCUUCAACCCUUGCAGGCUUUGACAUACAAGCCAUGAUGGACCAGCAUGCUUACACUCUCAGAGGGGAAACCAAAUUCAAGAAUGCCAAGAAAAAUGCCACUACUGGAGGUUUGUCCAUGACUUCAGUGGGUAACACCAUGGUGACAGGAGCGAAGUUUGAAGACAAGUUUUCAGUUGGUAAUUGGUUAACACUGAUAGCAAACGCUGGUGCUGUGUCCAUGAAAGGUGAUACUGCAUACGGACUGAAUAUGGAAGCGAACCUGCUUGAAAAAGACUAUCCCAUGGGUCAAGGUAUUGCAACUCUGGGUGCAUCCCUGGUAAGGUGGCAUAAAGAAUGGACUAUGGCUGCAAACAUGGAUUCCCAGUUCUCUGUUGGAAGGACUUCAAACAUGGCAGUUCAUGUUGAUAUGAACAACAAACUAACUGGACGAGUGAGCAUCAAGGCCAACAGUUCAGAACAUCCAAAGAUUGCUCUACUAGGUAUCUUUUCGGUGGCAAUGUAUCUGUGGAACAGGAUGCAUCCUUGUGCAGAUCCUGAUUAUGAGUAGCAGCACCGGUUAGUAGUUAGCACUGUAGUUUUGAUUUCCUAACAUUUUUAUUCUGUUACUUGUCCCUCUUGUUCCAGUUUGUAGUUCUAUUAAACUACAGCUUCUUCUGUUCCUUGUAUGUCUAUUUGUUUUCACCUAGCUGUAAAAUUUAUGCACAUGUAUGUGCUAAAUAACACUGAGUAGAUGCCUACGUUUUUGUUGCUCAUGCUGGCGAUAAAUAGUCCUGUUAUGUAUUCAUGAAAAGUUGGCCAUGUCGUCGUGGUCGUGUAACUAUCUUCCUGUUAAGAUACCAAUUCUGGUUA